This is a messenger RNA of Kluyveromyces lactis, 918 nucleotides long. RefSeq names its product ADP/ATP carrier protein PET9 (gene PET9). Gene Ontology annotation, cellular component: mitochondrial inner membrane. The record is from RefSeq and is a predicted model, not a curated record. Gene Ontology annotation, molecular function: ATP:ADP antiporter activity. The transcript has a single exon. The coding region runs from base 1 to 918 and encodes 305 amino acids. NCBI's taxonomy places the organism in Eukaryota, Fungi, Ascomycota, Saccharomycetes, Saccharomycetales, Saccharomycetaceae. Gene Ontology annotation, biological process: mitochondrial ADP transmembrane transport; mitochondrial ATP transmembrane transport.
AUGUCUACUGACAAGAAACAAUCCAACUUUGCUAUCGAUUUCUUGAUGGGUGGUGUUUCCGCCGCCGUUUCCAAGACCGCUGCUGCUCCAAUUGAGAGAGUCAAGUUGUUGAUUCAAAACCAAGAUGAAAUGAUCAAGCAAGGUUCUUUGGACAGAAGAUACACCGGUAUCGUUGAAUGUUUCAAGAGAACUGCUGCUGACGAAGGUGUUGCUUCUUUCUGGAGAGGUAACACUGCUAACGUUAUCAGAUACUUCCCAACUCAAGCCUUGAACUUUGCCUUCAAGGACAAGAUCAAGGCUAUGUUCGGUUUCAAGAAGGAAGAAGGUUACGCUAAAUGGUUCGCUGGUAACUUGGCUUCUGGUGGUCUAGCUGGUGGUUUGUCUCUAUUGUUCGUUUACUCUUUGGAUUACGCCAGAACCAGAUUGGCUGCUGACUCCAAGAGCGCUAAGAAGGGUGGUGAACGUCAAUUCAACGGUCUAGUCGAUGUCUACAAGAAGACUUUGGCUUCUGAUGGUGUUGCUGGUUUGUACAGAGGUUUCUUGCCAUCUGUUGUUGGUAUUGUUGUCUACAGAGGUUUGUACUUCGGUUUGUACGAUUCUUUGAAACCAUUGUUGUUGACUGGUUCUUUGGAAAACUCCUUCUUGGCUUCCUUCUUGUUGGGUUGGGCCGUCACCACUGGUGCUUCUACCGCUUCUUACCCAUUGGAUACCGUUAGAAGAAGAAUGAUGAUGACUUCCGGUCAAGCUGUCAAGUAUGAUGGUGCCUUCGAUGCUUUCAGAAAGAUUGUCGCUGCUGAAGGUAUCAAGUCCUUGUUCAAGGGUUGUGGUGCUAACAUCUUGAGAGGUGUCGCCGGUGCCGGUGUUAUCUCCAUGUACGAUCAAUUGCAAGUUAUCUUGUUCGGUAAGACUUUCAAAUAA